Molecule: messenger RNA, 927 nt
Organism: Rubroshorea leprosula
Lineage: Eukaryota; Viridiplantae; Streptophyta; Magnoliopsida; Malvales; Dipterocarpaceae
Source: the annotation of a GenBank genome assembly
AGCCAAUUUAAGGAUUUUCUACUUAAAUCAUCAACCAAUCCAGUUUCAAAUUGCCAAACUCAUCCCCUACCUCCGACAGAUUGUUUUUGGACAACCCAAACACCGACACAACCAAUUAACUCACAACAGCCAUUAAUCCACUAAUUUUCGAAGAUUAGAGAAGCCAACUUACCAGAAAUGCUCAGCAAGCAAGGCUGGAGCUGGCGGUAUGGGGGAGAGGCGACAGGAAAAAUUGGAGGACUUUCACGGGCCACUAGCAAUUGGAAGGAACAAGAUUAGGGUGAACCCAAUAUACAUCAAGGCUGAAAAGAAGAGUUUCUGGGCUGAUUUUACCAGGAAAAACCGGAGCUUAUACCCAGCAACAGCCGGCGGCAGGGAAGGGAGAAGUAGGGCAGAUCCGGCGACUUUUCUGCAAGAGAGAGAAGUUCUAAGUUCUAGACUUGUUCUUGGGCAAGAAGAGAACAAAAUCAUCAAGUUCUCUUACCAAUUUCUGAGAGAAGUAGAUGAUGAUGAAGGCUGGUGGUGUUCGGCUGCAGGGAGAAAGAAAACAGAGCAGACGCGAAAAUGGCUGGGAAAAAGAAAGAAAGAAAAGAUAAAGGAAAAAGAGAUGAGUCAGCCGGCCUUAUCCAAUAAGAGUUUUAACCCCUUUAAAGUUUGAAAAACUGACAGUUAGGCCCAUUAAUAAUGUUUCUUCACUAUUAGGUCCCUAACUCAACUUAAUGUGCUUGAAGUUUUUGGGGUAUUACAGGAGGCUUGAUGAGUAAGUGUUGCAACUAUUGUGGUAGCCAUUUUUCCUCUGAAGAACAAAUUUGUUCUUUCUCUCUUGUUGUGAAUUACGAAUUCGGUCUACAAUUUCUCCAUUUUAUACCAUAUAGAAACGAAUCUUUAAAUGGAAAAAGAUAUAUAAAGUAAAUAUGAAUGCAUUUU